AUGAGCAAGCACAACGCAGUUGGAAUCGAUCUCGGAACUACCUACUCCUGCGUUGGAGUCUUCCAGCACGGAAAGGUAGAGAUUAUUGCCAACGACCAAGGAAACAGAACCACUCCAUCGUACGUCGCUUUCACCGACUCCGAGCGUCUGAUUGGAGAUGCCGCCAAGAAUCAGGUCGCCAUGAACCCACAUAACACCGUCUUCGAUGCCAAGCGUCUCAUCGGACGCAAGUUCGACGACCCAGCAGUCCAAUCGGACAUGAAGCAUUGGCCAUUCAAGGUCAUCUCCGCCGAAGGAGCCAAGCCAAAUGUCCAGGUCGAGUACAAAGGAGAGACCAAGAUCUUCACUCCUGAGGAGAUCUCUUCUAUGCUCCUCUUGAAGAUGAAGGAGACCGCUGAAGCCUUCCUAGGAAGCACCGUCAAGGACGCCGUUAUCACCGUCCCAGCCUACUUCGACGACUCGCAGCGUCAGGCCACCAAGGAUGCCGGAACCAUCUCUGGACUCAACGUCUUACAUAUUAUCAGCGAGCCUAUCGCAGCAGCCAUUGCCUACAAAAUCAAUAAUCAGAGACAUAGAAAGCGCAAUGUGAUUGUAUACGUAAUCAAUAGAGAUUAUGUCACCAGUUCUGUUGUAUCCAUUGAUGACGAAAUCUUCGAGGUGAAGUCUACUUGUUGCAAUCGAAACGUUGGUGGCAAAUCUUUCGAGAGCAGAAUUUUCAACUUUUGCCGAGAUACGAUCCUGAAUGAGAGUGAAGUGGAUAUCAGUAGUGAUCAGCGUGCUCAAAGACUAAUCACACUAGAGUGUGCGCGAUGUUGCAAAAGUUUAAUGAGUAUGCGGUCGUCAUCAAUAGAAAUCGAGUAUUUUUUCAAGGAUUACCGUUUUUUCAUGAAUUUGACAAGAGAGCAGUUCGAUGAGAUCUGCGCUGAUCUUUUCAGAAACAUCAUGUGCCCUGUGGUUAGGUCCCUCCGUGACGCCAAGAUGGACAAGAGCCAAGUAUACGACAUCAUUCUCGUCGGAGAGUUCGCUGGAUUCACGAAACUCAGACGGUCGCUUUCUGAUUUCUUUUCAGGAAAAAAGUUAUACCAGGGGCUUCCGGAGGAAGCAAUAACUGUCGGAGCAUCUAUUUAUGCAGCCACACUCUCCGGAGACAAAUCGGAGACAAUAUUUGUGAAAGAUAUGUCAAGAGAAGCUAAAGAUUGGAUUAUGUUGAGUGGUUAUGAAAAGCAGAGAGCGUUAGAUAUGCGUUAUGAACUCUCAAACACCUUAAAACAGCAGCGAUUGACUGAUAACGCAAGAAAGGACUUAAUGAGAAGAGUUUUAAAAUUCAAGACGGAGAUAAUAAAACUCAAGGACAAGAUCAGCCCAGAAGAUAAGAAAAAGGUGGAGAACAAAUGCGACGAGAUCUUGAAAUGGCUCGACACCAACCAAACCGCUGAGAAGAAAGAGUUCGAAAACCAACAAAAGGACUUGGAACAACUCGCCAACCCAAUCAUCUCCAAGCUUUACCAGAGUGCCGGAGGAGUCUCAAUUUCUCUCGGUAUUGAGACUGCCGGAGGUGUCAUGACUGCUCUCAUCAAGAGAAACACCACCAUCCCAACCAAGACCGCUCAAACCUUUACCAAGAACUCAACCAAAUCAGGAGUCUUGAUCCAGGUCUACGAAGGAUCACAACCAACGAUUUUCCCCUCAUUUUCUUUCGUUUCCAAGUCCACCGGAAAGCAGAACAAGAUCAUCAUCACUGACAACAACGGACGUCUUUCCGAGGAUGAUAUAGAGCGAAUAGGCAAUGAAGCCGAUAAAUUCAAGGCCGGCAUUGAAGCCCAAAAGGACCGCAUCGCAGCCAAGAGCGAACUCGAGUCAUAUGCCUUCAACCUCAAGCAGACUAUCGAAGACGAGAAGCUCAAGGACAAGAUCAGCCCAGAAGAUAAGAAGAAGGUUGAGGACAAAUGCGACGAGAUCCUCAAGUGGCUCGACAGCAACCAAACCGCCGAGAAGGAAGAGUUCGAACACCAACAAAAGGACUUGGAACAACUCGCCAACCCAAUCAUCUCCAAGCAGAGUGCCGGAGGAGCCCCACCAGGCGCUGGUGCCCCAGGAGCCGCCGGAGGAGCUGGAGGACAAACGUUCGAGGAGGUCGACUAA
Messenger RNA from Caenorhabditis remanei, 2142 nucleotides. RefSeq lists its product as uncharacterized. Gene Ontology annotation, cellular component: cytosol; cytoplasm; plasma membrane. Gene Ontology annotation, molecular function: heat shock protein binding; misfolded protein binding; ATP hydrolysis activity. The transcript has 5 exons. NCBI's taxonomy places the organism in Eukaryota, Metazoa, Nematoda, Chromadorea, Rhabditida, Rhabditidae. Gene Ontology annotation, biological process: cellular response to unfolded protein; protein refolding; vesicle-mediated transport. The record is from RefSeq and is a predicted model, not a curated record. Bases 1 to 2142 code for a protein of 713 amino acids.